Messenger RNA from Danio rerio (zebrafish), 2772 nucleotides. The record is from RefSeq and is a predicted model, not a curated record. NCBI's taxonomy places the organism in Eukaryota, Metazoa, Chordata, Actinopteri, Cypriniformes, Danionidae.
UGUGGUUUUCUUUUGUGUGCAAUUCUUUAGUAUCGUUAAGAUGAUAAAAGUAAUUUUGUAAUACAGGGUGUGACGGCAACGAAAGUUCAAUGUGUUAUGUGCAAAAAACAAGAAGCUUCACUGCUUAUCUCUCCUUACCUGCAACAGCUAUUUUAUCACGUUUUUGCUAAGUCACAAGAACUACUGUAGUUACAACAUUAGCAAGGGUCAAACUGAACGUAUUUCCAAAAAAGGAAUUCAUGCUAGAACUGAGAAACCCUGUAUUCAGAAGAGUAUAUAUAGCGAAGUCUCCGAGUAAUUUCUUUCAUAACCUAUGAUCUGACCCUGAACACUUACUCCAAUCAAACCCUAAGAAGCCGAACCUCUCUACAGCUGUCCAGACACCACCCAGGGUUGCUGAAAAGCUGACCUCACUCUAAAUUAAUAGAAGAAAUGGAGCGUCUGAACGUCUCUCUUCUUUUGCUCCUCGUCUUCUGUUCAUCGAGUGCUGGGAAAACUUUCUGGACUUAUCUAGGAACCCGUUGUAUUGAAGACUGCAAUGUCUACUGGGGCGAUUACAAGUGCAAGACUAUUGAUAAAGAUGGACAGUGCCAGACCAUGUAUUGUUCACCUAAAACAGGCGUAGACUACCACGGCAGGCAGUGCAGUGAAAGGUGUGAGAAAACUGGAAACGACUACUAUUCAUGCAAAAUUGGUUUAUUUCAAUUUGGAUACUGUGGACUCGUGUCGAACAGCCUGAUCCAUUAUGGAUCAUACACAGGCGCACAGUGUUUUGAUUACUGUGAACAGAGAGGUCAGUACUACUAUUGGUGCCAUACUGAAGAGGGAUGGGAUUACUGUUCACCUAAUAAUAACACAGAUUACAUGAACAAUCAGUGUAAAGAAGACAGCCCAUGUGAAAAGCGCACUAAUGACUACAAGUGGUGUGCAGUGGCGGGUGGUUGGGGUUACUGUGGGCUCGUAGAGCCAAAGAUGUUCCUCCACAGAUCUAAGUAUAAUUACGUUUGCAUUGACAGAUGUCAGUAUAGCCAGAAAAAUGAUUACUACUGGUGCCACAUUGAAAAUAACUGGGACUACUGCUCUCCAGAGGUGGAUGUAACUUAUAAAGGCACACCAUGUCGCUCAGAUCACUCCUGUGGCUUACAUGGCUAUGGUUACAACUGGUGCUGGACCUCAGAUAAAGAUUAUGAUUACUGUGGGCCGAUUGAACCUGAAGAGUGCACUUACAUUGACUCCAAACAUCGCAGCAAGAGAGCCGACGCAAAUAAUCCCCAGAGAAUUGUGAUAUGCACACAAGUGGACAGAGGAAACAGGAUAAGUACCACCUUUUCUGCUGUGCCAGCACCUAAUGCAAUCACUGAUGGAAGUCAAUUUAGAGAAGAGAUCGAAAACUUAAUCAGCUUCUGGGACAAUGGCAAUCUGGUGGAGCAUGCAUCGUCCAAUCUGAUGCACUCCGCUAACGUCCGUAUUGAUAUGCAGGGAAUCAUAAUCCGCAACAACCAGAGAUACUACAACCUGCAAGUCCAGCUGAAUCGGCCACGGAGGCCUGGUGAAAGCACCACCGUGUCUCAGGCCAUCGUGCCUCAAGGAGUCCCAGCCCGUUACAUUCGCAGAGCCUUUAUUGAAAGCUUCAGGAGACGAGCUCGGGUUUCUAUUGAAGUUACAAGACUAAAUCAGUGCUAGGUUCAUAAGUUGAAAACAUUUGCAAUACAGUAACCUAUGGUAGACAGGGUACACCUUUAGCUACAUUUAGCUUGUAACACACCUCUAAUAAAGACAACAAAAUCUAUUACAUAGACUGCAUGCAUACCAGUAUAAUUCUGACUUUACUAAAACAAGUUUUGCUUAGAUUUGCUUCCCUGAUUUCCAGCAUUCAUUGACCUUGCUAGAUGCCAAACCGUUCCAGACGGACUGAAACUCUCCAAAAGCUGUUUGUCCACAUUGAGUAAAACAAAGAAGUUUUUUUUACACAGAUCAUGGAAUUAAUUAAACUUGCUUAUUUGUGAAAAACAAGAAGCUUGACCGCUUAACUUUCCUGUUAACUGCAACAGCUAUUUCACCAGCAUGGACCACACCACACUUUGAGCUAGACUUUACUGUAGGGAUGAAAGGGAUGGUAGGAGAACAGUGGGAUGAAGGGAAAGGGGGGUAUAAGGAUGGAUGACUGGUGAACAAGUGGGUUGAUUGGGCAUCCUAGGAUGAUGCCCAGAGACUCAGAGUGAUUGAACCCCCCGAUACAACCUGUAUGUAAGAGUGAAUAGGGUUAAAGGAUUGUGAAUGGGAAGCGAGGAAAUGGAGGAGGGAGGGUGGGGUCGAAAGAACAAGAAGAACUGUGUUAGGGACUGUUUUCCUUAAAUAAGUUUAAGGGAGUAGGUGAUUGGUUAAGGAGACAAAGUGAGGCUUGGUUCCACAGCUGAACCUAAAAAGUUAACUCCAUUUAUGUAUGUUUUUGCUGUAUGAAUUUCUAAUAAAACUUUUAAUUAAAGCUGUGUUUAGUGUCCUGUCUGUGUGACUUUGGUUUCAUAGCACUGACCCAAACGCUAUGAAGGGCUGUGAGAAUUUAUUUAUGCCUCACAUCCCUUCCAGUUUCCCAACCACACUGGACCCUUUCCAGUUUGCAUAGUAUGCAAUAUCCAUCACUCUCCAUCCAGCUCUUAUUCAUCUAGAACAGAAAGACUCUUAGAUAAAAACGCUGUUCCUUUACUUCAUCUCAGCUCAUUUACUCAUGCCACAGCCAUAUCACCCUGCAGCCCAAGACUGAUUACUCACUGA